Adineta steineri is the source of this 669-nucleotide messenger RNA. The record is from the annotation of a GenBank genome assembly. NCBI's taxonomy places the organism in Eukaryota, Metazoa, Rotifera, Eurotatoria, Adinetida, Adinetidae.
AUGUACUCUAUAGUUCAACCGUCAGUAUCGAUUUUUAUUGCUGUACAAUGUAAUGAUACUACAUAUAUUGGUUCUAAUUGUAAUAUUUCCAAUAAUAUAUGUGACAUAGCUAAUCCAUGUCAAAAUAAUGGUACUUGUAUCAAUAAUACGUUUGAUAGUUACAUUUGUUUAUGUCCAUCUGGUUUCAAUGGUACUUAUUGUGAACUUGAUCAACGACCUUGUAUAUUACAUACUUGUUUAUAUGAUGGUCAAUGCAACGAAACAUCGAAUAACACAUUUAAAUGUACAUGUGCUAAUGGUUGGGAUGGUAUUAACUGUGAAUCAAUGGUAAAUUUGUGUGACAGUAGUCCAUGUAUGAAUAAUGGGGUUUGCCAACCAACAGUACUUAAUUAUACAUGUAAAUGUCUUGGCGAUAACUUUUACUCUGGUCGCCAUUGUGAAAUACAAUCGAAGAAAAUAAUUAUUUAUGGAACUAUUUCAAAGUCUUCUUCAUAUAUUGCAAUUCUUGCCAUGACAAUUAUUAUUAUAUCUGUUGUAACAAUGGAUAUAUUGAAAUAUUGUUUCGAUAUAGAUCCAGUCGAUAAGGAACGAGAACGAAUACGACGAGCAAAACGAAUCAAAAAUCGAAAACGUCGUGUUAUUCAGCGAUGUGUCUAUGUUAAUGUAUAA